Molecule: messenger RNA, 3972 nt
Organism: Penicillium bovifimosum
Lineage: Eukaryota; Fungi; Ascomycota; Eurotiomycetes; Eurotiales; Aspergillaceae
Product: putative cytosolic regulator Pianissimo
Exons: 4
Coding region: 1-3972 (1323 amino acids)
Biological process (GO): TORC2 signaling
Cellular component (GO): TORC2 complex
Source: RefSeq, a predicted model, not a curated record
AUGGCUUCUGGGCACAACUCAGCAUACUCCGCGUCGACCCAGCAGUCGACCCAGCAUCGCGCACUGGGUGAUGGACGCUCCUCAUUCAGUCAGGAUGGCGGAUCCGUGGAUGGAAGCUGGCAGGAUGGCAUCCCACGAACCGCAAGGAACAAGCGAUCCGAGUCGGGCGGCAGCAGCAACAUGGGUGGACGCGGAGCGUCAUUAGUUCCCUCGUUAACUCCCUCAUUAGCACCCUCCACCGGCGGACCAGGCAGCUUCAGCUCGGACCUCAAAAGCAUGACUUCACGCAGUGUCACCCCCCGACCAGACGGUACAUACAAUCGACGCGCCAGCAGAUCGAUCGGCGAGGAAGAUCUACACACUACUGAGGAGCGCCAGGCUCACCUUCGCGACAGGAUCGCGAAGGAGAUGAAGAUCAAGAGCGGAACGGAGAACAUGUUGGAGGCACUGCUAGCAAAGCCACCGAAACAGACCAAAGAGCAACGUCUCAGAGUGGAGUCGGAGUUAAGCUCGUCCAACCGCAAGCUGGUCGAAUUGCAGCAUGAACUGGAAGAUGAGAUAUUACGUGCGCAGGCGCCUUCAUCAACUCCCCCACGCAGCAGCCGCAUUUCGAAUCUUUUCCGAGCCAGCCCUAUGCGUUCACCAUCUCGAAACAAGGAAGACGUCACACCGGUCAACGGUGAACGAGAGGAAUACGGCGAGGGUGACAUGGAGUCCCCAACUUAUGUCCUCUCGGAAACGCUACAGGCUCUAGAGAUUGAGGGGAUGUCUCCUGAUUUCUAUGUUGAGCGUGCCAAUAGCUUGGUCGAGUUGUUCAAACGGCAUCCCGCACUAAAAUAUGACCUCGCAUGGUCUGUUUUUGGCCUCCGAGUUCAGGUCAUGCUCUUGAGUGACAGCAAAGAGGUGGUGGCUGCAGGCUACCGGCUGACACGCUAUGCUAUUGCUGAUCGCAAAUCCCUCCAAACAAUCCGAACGUUACAUACAGAUGAACUCGUGAUAUUGUCCUUAGUGAAAGAAACAAAGGCGAGCAUUGAAAGGGAACAGGCGCUGAAGUUUGUGAGAGGCUUCCUGGACGUCAAAGAUGGCGUUCGGGAGAUAUCGCCCGCCGUUGUGCGAACCAUUAUUGCUGUUGCAGAACAUCACGAAGAUCGUCUCCGAAACAUCUCAAUCAUGACUGUGGCCGAGAUGUUAGUGAAAGACCCAGAACUGGUUGCUUCUGCCGGAGGGUUUGCUGCUCUACAUGAUGCUCUUGCGGAAGGGACAUUUGGCGCCUCCGAGUCUCUGAUAUCAAGUUUCCUGCAUGUUGUGGACACCCCCCACAGUCGCAAGUUUCUCCAGGGAUCUGAACUGGAAGCUGUCCUGACACCUUUCACCGACUCAUUAUCCGACACACUACGCAAUGGACGGUUAAAGUCCGCGGCACGGGCGAUUUCUGCGAUGCUGAAAACUUGGCCCGGGCUGGUAAUUCUUGCAAGGCAUGAUUCACAACCAUUGCGUUCUCUCCUUGAUUCGCUCCAUUACCAAGAUCCCAUAGCCCGAGACCUGAUCAUGGAGCUGUUAUUUGACGCUUUGCGAAUAAAGCCUCCUUCGUGGUCAUCGUCCUUCCUCGCGGGCAGGCGACUCACAACCUAUGGCAGAGUCUCGAAUCUCCGCUCUGAAGCCGAGUCAUCAAGGUUCUCCCGCGCGUUCCAGGAUUCUAGUGCCAACAAAUUCGAUCUGACAGCUCAUUUCUCCACUCUCAUAUUGGCAGGUUUGGUCGAGGCAGGGCUCCCGAAGGUUCUCUCCGAUAUAAUUGAGGAUGAGACGGAUCUCUCACUCAGACGCAAAGCAACUCUACUACUAACGGAGGUGCUCAAGCUCGCCCAUCAUUCCUUACCUCAAGCCGUCAGCGCAAAGCUCCAGGUGCUUCCACACCUCAUCCCGCCAGCAGUUGACUUUGAGACCGAGAAUCACGACCUCUCAACCGCCACUAUCUUUCAAAUCGAUAGUAUCAACCGGACAUUGGCGCGUUCUGGUGGAUAUCCCAGUGGACAAGGCCGGUACAAUAUGGAGAGUGAUUUAUCCGCUUCCCUGCUUCCCGCUGAGCAAGGAAAAGAUAAGAUGAGCCCUUCCAUGGACGAGACGCAGUUCCGCAAUGCCAUUCUCGAAACUCACGUCCUGAAUACCGUCAACUACACAAAGUGGAAGUGGGACAUCAUUCAUCGCCUAGUCGAAGGUCCUCUCACAAAUUCUAAAAGGAUGGACGAGGCCAUCAAGGGCUCCAAGUUUAUGAAACGACUCAUUGGCUUUUACCGGCCUUUCAAGUAUCGCUUUGCCAUGGUUCCAAAUACGAAAGCGAAUCAGCGAUAUGUCCGAACGGGCUGUGUUCUCAUGCGGACUCUCGUUUCGACCCCCGAGGGCACUAAGUAUCUGGCUGAGAAUAAGUUCCUGCGGCAGGUUGCGGAAUGUCUGGCCCAAUUAGAUCGCAUGAGUGGGCUGACGUCUGCAUCUCCACUGUUCUCCAGAGAGCAAAUGGGCAGCACUUUGAGUGGAGGCUACUUCGCGAUGUUGGGCGCUUUGAGUGGCGAUGUGAAUGGUCUGCUCAUGAUGGAGCGGUGGCAUAUGCUCAACAUGUUUUAUCACAUAAUCGAGCUGCAAGGUCGAAACGACCUCAUUCAGACUUUGUUAGGAAACAUGGAUUACAGCCGCGAGAGUCAUCUCCGAGUCAUGCUUUCCAAGGCGCUGACAAUUGGGUCUAAAGAAAUCAGGAUCUUCGCAACGAGGCUACUCCGCAAAUACGCCGUCGGAGACGUCUCCCUUUCGCCUCACGUGGCGAUUGGCAAUGCAGAAUGGGUGGUCAAACUUCUCGUCACUCAACUGUACGAUCCCGAGGUCACGGUCUGCCAGGUCGCCGUGAAGAUCUUGGAAGAGGCGUGCAACCAGCGGGAUUAUCUCGAAUUUGUGGUGAAAUGUCGGCCCUCCCUCGACCACCUGGGUGAAAUUGGGGCACCGCUACUUCUCCGGUUCCUCUCAACCUCAGUCGGGUAUCAUUAUCUGGAUGGUCUCGAUUAUAUCACGCAAGAGAUGGACGACUGGUUUCUUGGCCGCAAUGACAGCUAUGUUGCUCUCGUUGAGGCCGCUCUUUCCCGAGCAUACGUCGAGCAGCCGCGACGUAGCAGUCUUGUCCCGGAAGACUUGGUGGACCUCCAAGAUAUCGGGUUGGUGCCGCCGCAUUUCUACCGGGAACUUGCCAGAACGGCCGAGGGCUGUAAGUUGUUGGAACAGUCAGGACAUUUCAAUGAAUUUGCAUGGACGAUCCGUGAUUUCAGAUUGGACGAAGAAGACAACGAAAUGCUUCUCAAGGCCAAAGGAUGUCUCUGGGCUGUUGGUAAUGUUGGCUCCAUGGAGCUUGGUGCUCCAUUCCUCGAUGCCGAGAUCAUUGAACGCAUCGUGGAGAUCGCUACCAGUGCGGAGGUUCUCACCAUGCGAGGCACUGCUUUCUUCGUUUUGGGCCUGAUUUCCCGCAGUCGACAUGGACUUCAAGUCCUACGGGGCUUAGGCUGGGAUUCCGGUGUUGAUCAAAAGGGUGACUCCUUGGGUCUCUGUCUACCUACCGACUUUCGAAAGCUGUUCUCUAUCUCCUUCCCCGGCUUCGACCAAAGAGCCAAACGCACUCCCAAGGAGAAACUCAGAGAAGCUACCACGGACGCUGAUCCUGGGAACCAACGGAUCCUAAAGUUGAUCGUAGAUAUGGGCAACACCGUGCUGGCCAAACGAGCCGCGUCCGAUCUUCAUAGCAUCAAGUCGAAACAGCCCGAGAGAUUCCGCCAAGUUCAUCUCUUCCGCAAAACCCUCUGCAUCCUGGAGAGUCAUCACUAUAGACUCCCCGCUCGACGCUUCGCUUUGGACCUAUUUGAUAAGAGCGUCAUGCGACGUAUUGUUCUCGAAGAUUCCGACUCGGAGUCUGACUCGUCAAGUUCACAGUCAGACUAA